Messenger RNA from Ornithorhynchus anatinus (platypus), 1162 nucleotides. It is a transcript of the gene GEMIN2, whose product is annotated as gem nuclear organelle associated protein 2. Gene Ontology annotation, biological process: spliceosomal snRNP assembly; spliceosomal complex assembly. NCBI's taxonomy places the organism in Eukaryota, Metazoa, Chordata, Mammalia, Monotremata, Ornithorhynchidae. Gene Ontology annotation, cellular component: nucleus; SMN complex; spliceosomal complex. The transcript has 10 exons. The record is from RefSeq and is a predicted model, not a curated record. The coding region runs from base 30 to 827 and encodes 265 amino acids.
CGAGCCGCCGGGUGGAUGUUGGAGGCGCCAUGCAGUCGGCGGCGGUGGAGGAGCUGAUGCCCCGCUUUCUACCGGUCGCUCCCUGCGACCUCCCCGAAGACUUCGACCCCACCGUGCCCCCCAGGACGCCGCAGGAGUAUCUGAAACGGGUCCAGAUUGAAGCAGCCCGUUGUCCCGAAGUUCUUGUGGCCCAGAUAGACCCGAAGAAGCUGAAGAGGAAUCAAACUGUCAGUGUCUCACUCUCAGGAUGCCAGCCAGCCCCCGAGGGAUAUUCUCCCACACUCAAAUGGCAACAGCAACAAGUGUCACAGUUUUCAAGUACUCGCCAGAGAGUGAACAAACACAGAAACCACUGGAAGUCGCAGCAUUUGGAUAGCAAUGUCAUGAUGCCAAAAUCAGAGGAUGAAGAAGGCUGGAAAAAAUUUUGCUUGGGAGAAAGGUUAUAUGGUGAGGUGGCUGUUGCAGCACCUACAGGAGAAAAUCCAGGAAUUGAUUAUGUGCAGAUUGGUUUUCCUCCCCUGCUUAGUAUUGUCAGUAGGAUGAAUCAGGCAACAAUAACGAAUGUCUUGGAGUACCUGAUUAACUGGUUUGGAGAAAGAGAUUUUACUCCAGAAUUGGGAAGGUGGUUUUAUGCUCUGUUAGCUUGUCUUGAAAAACCUCUGUUGCCUGAAUCUCAUUCCCUGAUUCGGCAACUAGCAAGACGCUGCUCAGAAGUGAGACUCUUAGUGGAAAGCAAAGAAGAUGAAAGAGUACCUGCUCUGAAUUUAUUAAUUUGCUUAGUUAGCAGGUAUUUUGAUCAACGUGAUCUGGCUGACGAACCAUCCUGAUGUGGUGGUGGCAGCAAAAGAGUGUGAUAAAGCAGCCUCCUGCCUAUUUGGGGAGAGGCAACUCAACAUCAAAGCUUCAAAUCCACAGAAACAACUCUGGGUCACCUCUCAGUGACUCAAUUUGGAAUUGAUGAGAAAAUGGUUGUAGUGUUUGUGAACAAUAAGCCAGCUAAGGGGCUGCUGCAAGGACUCGCAAGUGGUUGGCAGUAAUGUAGGCUAUAGGUGGAAAAAAAUUCAAAACUGUCCCGUUUUUACAUAAAUGAAAGUGACUUCUGGCAGCAAAUGUAUUUAUCAUUCUGUAAAACAUUGUUGAAUAAAAUUUUACUUUAGUUAAA